AUGCUGGGUGUAAAUCGGACAAUGGUGAGUGAGUUUGUCUUGCUUGGCCUUUCUGAAACCUGGGCAAUCCAACUCUUCUUAUUUGUUUUCCUCCUCGUCCUCUACAUGGCCACUGUCUUCAGCAACACUUUCAUUUUCUCAGCCAUUUUCCGGGAUCACCGUCUUUCAGAUUCACCCAUGUUCUUUCUGCUGGGUCACUUGGCUUUCCUGGACCUCUGCCUGUCCUCCUUUGCCAUCCCAAGAUAUCUCUUGGAUUUCGUUGCCCAACAUCAGAUAAUCUCCUUCCAGGGCUGCAUGGCACAAAUAUUCUUUCUCCAUGUGUUUGUAGGGAGUGAGAUGCUCCUGCUGGUAGCCAUGGCAAUUGACCGGUAUGUGGCAAUUUCCCAUCCCCUCCGUUAUGCCUCACUUAUGAGCCGGCCUCAUUGCAUGGCACUUCUCCUUGCUUCAUGGGCUGGUGGGCUCCUCCAUGGCACUGUGCAACUGGGUUUCAUUAUUAAUGUGCCUUUCUGUGGGCCCAAUCAAGUGGACAGUUUCUUCUGUGACCUCCCAUUGGUCAUCAAGUUGGCUUGUAUUGACACAAAUCCCUUGGAGGUCAUGAUGGUCACCAACAGUGGAAUUUUGUCACUAGUUUCUUUUAUUGGCCUGCUCAUCUCAUAUGGAUUCAUUCUCUACACAAUCCACUCCAGGGGUCCCUCUGAAGGGACCACCAAGGCUGCCUCCACAUGCACCUCUCACCUCAUUGUGGUCACCAUGUACUUUGGGCCCUGUUUGUUUAUUUACUUGCGUCCAUCAGCCCGGUUCAUGAUUGAUAAAGUGCUUUCUGUCUUCUAUACCUGUGUCACCCCCUUGCUAAACCCAACCAUCUAUGCUUUGAAGAACAAGGAGAUAAAGGCUACCAUUAGAAGCCUUUCAGCAAGGCUUUCUGGGCAGAUUUCCACUCAGGGACAUUCCCAACAUUAG
Molecule: messenger RNA, 960 nt
Organism: Podarcis muralis (Common wall lizard)
Lineage: Eukaryota; Metazoa; Chordata; Lepidosauria; Squamata; Lacertidae
Source: RefSeq, a predicted model, not a curated record